This is a messenger RNA of Plasmodium knowlesi strain H, 3096 nucleotides long. Its product is annotated as phosphatase 2A regulatory subunit-related protein, putative. The transcript has a single exon. The record is from RefSeq and is a predicted model, not a curated record. Gene Ontology annotation, cellular component: protein phosphatase type 2A complex. Bases 1 to 3096 code for a protein of 1031 amino acids. Gene Ontology annotation, molecular function: protein phosphatase regulator activity. Lineage: Eukaryota; Apicomplexa; Aconoidasida; Haemosporida; Plasmodiidae. Gene Ontology annotation, biological process: protein dephosphorylation.
AUGAAACGAUCCAAAUUUAUAGCAAACGCGACGAUGAAGAAUGAGAAGGUGAAUGUCCACGCAGACAAUUUUAUACCCCCAGGAUCGGAAAAAUCAGAAAUGAAAAAUUUUAAUUUUUUUCCCCAUUUAUUUUUAAAGGGGGAAUUAAUGAGACAGUUUUUGAUGGACGAAGAUGUGUGGCUAUUUAUACAAAAUUUUAAGAUGAAAUUAAAGGAAAGUCCAAAUGAUGUUGAUAACUGGUUGGAUUAUCAGCUACACUUAGCAAAAAACAGCAUGGGGAAUUUGUUCCACUCGGAUAUCCCCCCAUUUGAACACAUAAAAAAAAGCAGCGAAAUUUUUAGCUCAAAAUCUUAUUACGAAGUUGAUAGAAAUUUUGAUCAUCUUAAUGAGUUUGGCAAACGGAAUGAUUUUUAUGAACAGUGUAGGAGAAGUACCUGUGAUGAUUUGGACCAACUGGAUCGACGAACUCUCCGUAGCGGAGAGAGGGAAAAAUACAACGAUGAUGAUGAUGGUGAUGAUCAUGUGAAGGAGGGAAACAGGACCACCGCUGUGGAAUUAGGAACACGAGGAACAAGCAGAGUUGGCAUAGAUGACAUCCUAAUAAGGAGAAUGUCUCAAAGCGAACAUGGGAAAGAGAGUCGCAGCAUCCAGGUGGGGUAUAGUAUUCCCACAGUGAAGGAUGACCAACAUCUGGAGGAAAGCAGAAGUUGCGCUGGAUCGAGAGAUACUCCAAGUGGAUCUGCACAAAGGAAGAUCAGUGAGGUCGGAAGUGAUCUCCACUUCAGCGGCGAACGGAAUGAUCACACGGAUGUACACACCGACGCACACACCGACGCACACACCGAUGUACAGACGGAUGAGAAUUCGAAACACUACCACAAUGGUGAAGACAUAAUAAUAAAAAGGAGGCAUGAUGGAAGGGAAGAAAGCAAUGUGGGUAGAAGCAAUUACAGUGGCGUGGACAAGGAGGAAUCGCACGGAAUUAUGGGAAGGAUACAGCAAUUCAGAGAGAGAAACAAUUUCGAGGAUGAAAUUUUUAGCCCUCAAGGUAAGGCAGUAAUGAAGUCGAAAUAUGAGGUUUCCACUGUCCCUACGCAGUGUAGUGUGAAGGACGAUAUAAUGACUUCGUCAAGGGAAACUACACAUGGAGAAGAAGGGUCACAUUGGAAGGCAGAAGAUGAUUAUAUUCGCGAUGUUGCAGAGAAAGGAGAACUAAAUCAGGAGGAUACUUCUCUCGGAGAGAAUGAGAUUGGGGAUGGAAACGGGAGAAAUGGAACCCGUGAGAAACGCCACCCUGGAGGGAGCAUCUCCCCCGUUGAGGAAUCCCUUCAGGAGGAAAAACAAUUAAGAGAAGCCUUGAAUAUGAAGGUGGUAUCUAACAAAGUGAUACCCAACCAUGUGGCGACCAGUCAAGGGUACGAAACGCAGCAUAGAACAGGGGCUAUCAUUGCGACCAAAAUUCCAGCGGAGGAGAGUCUCCUUCCAAAGAAAAACAAACUGAUAGAACAAUCUAUGCAUGAAGAGAAACAAAUCCGAAAUGAUUCCAUAUAUAACUCUGAACCGAGGGAGAACAAAUUGUCGGAUAAAAAGAAAAUGGAGGUGCCCAUUGUGAUACCCAAAAUGACAGUUACCAUAGACAACAUGACGAAUGAGGAGAUGGACAAAAAAUUAAAAAAUAUAUUCAGCCAAUAUGAUAAUAAAAUGAAUUUAGAUUUGUUUGAAAAACUACUAGUAGUAGACUUUCUAAAAAUCGGAAGAUAUAUGAGUCAUACUUUGUACUCUCGCAUUGAGAAAGCCAAUGAAGAUUUUGUAACAUGUGAAGAAGUGAGGAAAUACUUCCGUAAUCGUUUUAUUGAUGGCACGAAGGAUCCAAGUUAUUACAACGAUAGUAGGUAUAGGAGUUUAUUUGAAAAGGCCAGACAGGGAAGCGUAAAGGGCGCCCUGCACGUCGUUACUACAUCUAAUGGAGAUAUCGGUGAGGAAAGUGUGAAUGAAAUUUCUCAUUUGCACAGUGAAGCAAGCCGUCUAGAUUGCGACGAACAUACAUUAGAAGAGAAUAACGGAGGAUGUAGCCAAAAGGGAGAGAUUGUAGAUGUCCCAUACAAAAAGUGUUCUAUUGUAAAUUUCUUCAAUGCAGUUAAGGACCAAAAUAGGGACUACAUUGAGUUUAAGGAUUUUGAUGUGUUCGUAAGGGAAAUUCUAAAGAGAAACACAUCUUUACAAUUUUUACAUGAACACGUAGAAUUUUUAGAAAGAUACAUAGAAUCAGUCAUCGUGAGGAUAUAUUAUCACAUAGAUGUAAAUGACACGAAUAGGGUGUACCUAAAAGACUUGAAGAGACACAACUUAGCUCACAUCUGGUGUUGUCUCGAUGACAAUAUAAAAGUACAGCACGUGAAAAACUACUUCAGUUAUUCCCAUUUCUAUGUGUACUAUUGCACCUUUUGCCAAACAAGCAGUUGCAAAGAUAUGCUUAUUGAUGACAACGAUCUGUACAGAUUCGAUAACCAUUCGCUUAACGAUUUUAUAGUAAAUAGAAUUUGGUCUAGAAUCUCUAUUAAGCUAGCAGGACCAAAUGAAAAAUAUAUGUGUCUAAACGACUGGAUUUAUUUUAUCAUGAAUUACGAAGACAUGACAACCGAUCGGGCCAUAGAAUUUUGGUUUAAAUUAAUUGACUUGGACGCUGAUUGUGUUAUUAGGGACCAUGAAAUUCAAGUUUUUUUUAACAUUCAAAUGGAGAGAUUAAAGUCACAUUAUUUAGAAGAACCCAAAUUUGAAGAUUGGUUAUGCCAGAUGAAUGAUGCCAUUCAGCCAAAGAAUGAAGGAAAUUUUACUCUGUCCGAUUUUAAAAGGAAUAAGAAAUAUGCCGCGAGAUUUUUCGGCUGCUUGGUUAGCUUGUCCAAGUUAUUAGCUUGGGAGAGCAGGGAUGUCUACAAGGAAUUGCAAAUCGAGACGGAAUUCCCCCACUCCACUCCAUGGGAGAUUUUCUGCAAAACUAAGUAUGAUGAGCUGUGCUACAUGGAUAAUGAAGGCUGUUAUGAGGACAAUUUUGAUACCUACGAUGGGAAAGGCUACUACGGUUUGGACACAGAUUGA